CAUUUGACACACUACGAGUGACACAGGACCACACAAAUCACGUGACUAGGCCGAAUCAGAAAAUAAAAGCACGUCGUAGGCCUAGGCAACGAUUUCUUUAAAUAUUUUAAAUAUUAAAUUUGUUAUUUUAGGUAAACACAAGACUCCAUGGUCAAGAGAAAAUUGUUUUACUUAACAUGACGUUAAAAUAAAUAGCUCUUAAAAUCACAUUAGUUAUAAUGCGCCAAUUAACGAGCUAUGCCUAAGUCUAAAGUGUUUGUCCCAAAGGCUACAGGGGCACAAUGGCUUAAUCGGAUUUUAGUUGUGGCAAUAGCAGUGUUGACUGUGUUUGUAAUUUUUCAACAUUUACUGAAUUCAUUGCCAACUUGCCGUAUAUCAGGGCCAAAGGACUGGACAUCAGACGGCUAUAGGAAUUUUGCUAUCAGGACAACCUGGAAUGGCAACUGUGUCAAGCAUGAGCCUGUUAAAAUUUCUCUGGCACCAGCUGCAGAUGGUGGGAUGGUCAUUAAGAUCUUAGCGCCUUUCUUCAACAGCCCACCCAAGCCUGAUGGCCCCCCUGGACAGCCUUUUCCUGGUCUCUGGAACUAUGAAGUUGUCGAAGCUUUCUUCUUGAAUGAUAAGGACCAGUAUCUUGAAGUGGAGCUUGGGCCAUAUGGACAGCACUUGCUGCUGAUGUUGAAUGGUGAGAGAAAGAUGGUCAAGGAUAAACUGCCACUGACAACAUACUCUGCAGAUAUUGAGGGAGAUAGGUGGACAGGAGAGGCCAUCCUUCCGAGGGGAUAUUUCCCCCCUGGUGUCACAAAAUUUAACGCCUAUGCCAUCCACGGUGAAGGAGAAGACAGAGUUUAUGAAUCCUUGUAUCCAGCUACGGGAGGAGAGACGCAACCAGAUUUCCACAACCUCCACUAUUUCCAACCCAUUGACAUGAGCAAGCUUUUAAACAACUAUAGCCCUGCAGAUGUAUCAGAUGAGUGGAAGCCUUAUGUGAACUCUGGGACUGUUGUGGGUUAAAGCUGCCUUCACAGAUGAAACAGUGAUGUGGGUUUAAGCUGCCUUCACAGAUAAUACUCAUACACUGAAGCUGUGUUCACAGAUGAUAUUUAAAUACUGGUGUCAGUUAAAGGUUAUAGCUGUGUUACAGUUUAUAUUUUAUUUGAAUUUUUUCUUAUGGUUGUUGUUAUCUUUCAGAAAGAAACCUAUGGUAAUUUUUAAAUUGUAUAUAUAUUAAACUUGUGAAAUAGUUGGUCAGUUUGUUUUGUCAAAAAAUAAUUUCAUAUAUUACAUCUUAAGUUUACUAAUUGAGUAAUUCUGAAGUUGUUUUUUUUUAAAAAUACAUCAUAUGAAAACUGGUUUAACUCUUUUAUUGUCAUUUUAUUAAUUACUUGGUGACUCUUUCUCUCAAAUAACAAACAAUAGAAGUUUGGGACCAAAGUUUGUGUAAAUAGGUUAUCAAGCACAAGGUUAGUUUUAAGUAAACAAACAUGUAUUUUCUGUGUUUGUAAGCUAUAAACUCCUGAAUUGCAAUGGUAAUUUGAUUACAGUUGUGGUUCCUACACCCAAAAAAAACUUUAUAUUUUUAAAUGCUCAUUACUACAGAUGAAAAAACUUGCUUUUUAAAAAGGAAAUGUCUGUGGAAGUUAUUUGAAAUAAAUCUGAUGGCUUUGUAUAAA
This is a messenger RNA of Physella acuta, 1670 nucleotides long. Its product is annotated as UPF0462 protein C4orf33 homolog. NCBI's taxonomy places the organism in Eukaryota, Metazoa, Mollusca, Gastropoda, Physidae. The record is from RefSeq and is a predicted model, not a curated record.